AGCGCCCCUCGCCAACAUGCUGUAGGCGUGGCAGUUGUUACUGACGUCAUUCAAUGACAGCUAGCUGUCAGAAAGUGAGUUCAUUCUCCGGAUCCGAGGAGACGGAGCGCCGUCAUUAGGGUUUUAGCUUCCCAUUGGUGUCUAGCACCCCGACUCAGCGAGACAACGGACGGACCUUUCCACCGAGCCCGGCCAUGGACGAACAGGCGGGGCCCGGCGUGUUUUUCAACAACAAUAACAACUCUGUUUUACCCGGCGGUGGGAAAGGACCGCUGCCCGAUGGCGACGCUGGGGAGGCGGCCAGGGCGCAAUACAGUAUCCCGGGGAUCUUGCACUUCCUGCAGCACGAAUGGGCCCGUUUCGAAGUAGAGAGAGCACAAUGGGAGGUUGAGCGGGCCGAAUUACAGGCCCAAAUCGCCUUCCUGCAGGGGGAGAGGAAAGGCCAGGAGAAUUUGAAGAAAGACCUUGUGAGGAGGAUCAAAAUGCUGGAGUACGCACUGAAGCAAGAGAGAGCAAAGUACCACAAGUUAAAAUAUGGGACGGAGUUAAAUCAAGGUGACAUGAAGCCCCCGAGCUACGACUCUGAUGAGGCCAAUGAGAACGAGACUUCUGGGUCACUCAACAAUCAGCUGUCCUGGAAACAAGGCCGUCAGCUCCUCAGACAGUACCUCCAGGAAGUGGGAUACACAGACACUAUCUUAGACGUAAAGUCCCAGCGGGUCCGGGCGCUGCUAGGACUAGCCGGGGAUGGAGGUGGGAGGACAGGUGAACGGACCAGUACCGAGCCUUUGGUCAAUGGGACAGACACAAAGGGCAUGGGCACCAGAGGGAAAGCUGAGCUCUCUGAAACAAGUGCUGUACUGGAGGCCUUCAAGUUCAUUGAGAAUGCAGCUGCUGAGUUCAGUGAUGAAGAUGAGGAAGAGGAUAGCGAGGGGAAGGACAGGACUCAUGUGGAGUCCAGGACAAUCUUGAGAAAGAAGCCGCCAUCGUCAUCGUCAUCGUCACCGGCCAGUAUGGACACCACUGAGGAUCCUGACACAGAGGAGGCACUGAAGGGCUUUGACUUCCUGUCCAGCCCUGACGACAUGGACACCUCACCGGAGUCCAGAGGCACUGGGGACGGCACAGACUGGGAGAAGGACGAGGAAGGUUCCAUUUCUGAGGCCUGGGAUGUGGACCCGGGCCUGAUAACCAAACUCAAGGAGCAGUACAGAAAGGAGCGCAAGGGGAAAAAGGGGGUGAAGAGGCCUAACCGGUCCAAGCUGCAGGACAUGCUGGCUAACCUGAGAGAUGCAGAGGACUUGUCCCACAUGCAACCUCCAUCCACCCCCCAGUCCCGGCCCAACGUGGUCCGCUUCAACGAGCACGAUGGGAACCGAACAGAUGAAGUUGAGGCGCUGACCUUCCCGCCCACCUCAGGGAAGUCGUUCAUAAUGGGCACAGACGAGGCCAUGGAGAGCGAGCUGGGCCUGGGGGAGCUGGCUGGACUCACCGUGGCCAAUGAGGCCGACAGUCUGGCAUACGACAUUGGCAACAACAAGGAUGCUAUGAGAAAAACGUGGAACCCCAAAUUCACUCUGCGGAGCCAUUUCGAUGGGAUUCGUGCUCUGGUCUUCCACCCUGUGGAGCCCGUCCUGGUCACCGCUUCAGAGGACCACACACUCAAGAUGUGGAACCUCCAAAAGACCGCUCCUGCCAAAAAGAGUACAUCUUUAGAUGUGGAACCAAUCUACACUUUCAGGGCCCACAGGGGGGCUGUACUGAGCGUGGUGAUGAGCAGUACAGGGGAGCAGUGUUUCAGUGGAGGGGUUGAUGGAACGAUUCAGUGCUGGAACACCCCCAAUCCCAACAUCGACCCCUACGACUCCUACGACCCAUCGGUGCUGCGUGGAGCGUUGAGUGGACACACUGACUCAGUUUGGGGUUUGGUGUACAGUAGCGCACACCAGCGCCUCCUCUCCUGCUCUGCAGACGGGACUGUGAGGCUGUGGGACGCCAACAACAUCUCACCUGCCCUUGCAGUAUUCAAUGAAAACAAAAAACUCGGAGUUCCCUCCUCUGUAGACCUGGUCUGCAGUGAACCAGCCCACCUGGUCACAUCCUUCACAAACGGGCAGAUCGGCCUCUUUAACAUGGAGACCCGCCAGCUGGUCCUCAGUCUGGAAUCCAGUUUGGAGCCAGGCACUCCCUGUCAGAUCAAUAAGGUCCUCAGCCACCCGACUCUUCCCAUCACCAUCACAGCGCAGGAGGACAGACACAUCAAGUUCUUUGACAACAACAGCGGGAAGCUGAUUCACUCCAUGGUGGCUCACCUGGAUGCUGUCACCAGCUUAGCUGUAGAUCCUAACGGUCUUUAUCUCAUGUCAGGCAGUCAUGACUGCUCUAUCCGUCUGUGGAACCUGGAGAGUAAAACCUGCAUCCAGGAGUUCACGGCUCACAGAAAGAAGUCUGAGGAGUCGAUCCAUGAUGUAGCGUUUCACCCGUCUAAAUGCUACAUCGCCAGCGCCGGCGCAGACGCUCUCGCAAAGGUGUUUGUAUGACGCGGAGCUGCGUCUCUCCCUGCAGCCCCGCUCUCUGACUCAGCCUCCCGUGAUCAGGGACCAAUAGAGACACAGCAGGGGAAGGACCUUCAGGCAUGGCUCCAGUCCCACCUCACACAGCCCACUGGUUUCCUGACGGACUGGCAGACUAUGUAGCCGCUAGCCUCAAAUGGGCCAUGACUCUCCAUAGAAAGGGUCAGCAGGGAGGCCAGUCAAGAGGAGAACUGCUCUCAAGUGUCCCCUCUACCAUCCAGGCAGGCCUGGGUGUGACCGGCUACAGCGCCCCUGCAGAGAGACUGAAUCUUAACCUCCAUAGCUAGGAGGCUCAGGACAAGUGUUAGAGUGUGGAGUGGAGAAAUGAGAUUUCAAGCCGCUCUUCUGCCCCUGUGACUUCACGCUCACCCCAAACCCCUCGGGCCCUCGACCUUCCCGCUCAGACGGACCAAGGUCCGUGUCCUUUACUCCAAGUCAGGUUUUGUGUUGUGUUGUUGCAGAAACGUGGGGUACUGAAGGCUUCCUGCAGCUGUUGUGGAAGCCUCUCACUUCUUCUUCUUUGCUUCCCAGACUGACUCUGCUUGCUGGCCUGCCUUUAUUUUCCUUUUUAAAACACGUAUUGACAAAUGUGCCUUUGAUUUAAAAAGGUCUUGAAAUUGUUAUUUUAACAAGUUUGUUUUGGGGAACAGGGAGGGAAGGGAUGGCGGCGAAAUGGAGCUGGUUGUCACAAUGUUGUCGAUUUUAACAUUGGAUGUAAAAUUACAAAUGCUUAUAAUAAACAAAAUAUAUAUUCAGUCUUAAAAUUUACUGUGCAGCGUGAGUUUGAGUGCUCCUUUUUGAUAAGUAUGGUUGGGGAAUCAAUUUUGUGCAUUUCACGGCAAAGCUGGUAGAUACAGACCGUUAAAUAUAAUGCCUGUUUGUUAGAUUCAAGUAACUGUACACUUCAGAAGUAAGAUUACAAACAUAUUUGUCCAAAGUAAACCAUCUUGGUUAUAUAAUUGCAAUUCAGACUUGUUUCUAGAUGUCCAUUUUAGGAAUAACUAAUUGAUUUUGGCCAGUUUACUCUUGUUUGAAUCGAAUGGCUUGUACUGUAUGUAGUUUUCCCCAAUUGUGUGGACAUGCUUGACUACAGUGUGACGUAUCAUGUCCAGAUAUUUACAGUAGUCCAGUGUUUAGCAGGAAAUUAGUGCAGUACUGUAGGACUGUUUGAAAUAAUGAGUUAACCAUCCAACACUGAGGGAAGAAAAAAUGUCCUGCAAAUUCCAGUUUAUUGUAAACUGUGUGAGGAGGAAACGAUCCUGGGUAAAAAAAAAGAAACAAACAAACAAACAAACAAAUCAAGAUGUUGUACAUGUAGAGUACAGCUUCAAAUGAGCCAUUUUCUCAGUCACUGGUUUGUAUAUGAAACUAUGUUCAAAAUAAAACCUGCUGUAAAAUGUUGCCUGGGCUCUGAUGUUGGUGAUUUGACAAUCAUGAAAGCUGUUUGCAACUUGCGGAAAGUAAAUGUGAUCAUCAGUGCAGAUCGGGGGUUUUCAAAGUCUGACAGCCAAAAUUGAGACAACUGUCAUGGAUU
Messenger RNA from Xiphias gladius (swordfish), 4107 nucleotides. Its product is annotated as striatin-like. The record is from RefSeq and is a predicted model, not a curated record. Bases 195 to 2540 code for a protein of 781 amino acids. NCBI's taxonomy places the organism in Eukaryota, Metazoa, Chordata, Actinopteri, Istiophoriformes, Xiphiidae. The transcript has 17 exons. Gene Ontology annotation, molecular function: protein-containing complex binding; armadillo repeat domain binding; calmodulin binding. Gene Ontology annotation, cellular component: dendrite.